AUGAUUCCUGGAAAGGGGCCCGCCGGCGUGUUGACCGCCGCAAUGGCGGCAUGCCCCGGAGAAUCUGUGGCCAACGGCACAUUCCUGGACGUCAUUGGGUUGGUGAAGACCAACUUGAGGACUUGUCGAUCCUGGAGGCAGUUCGCCAGGGACCUUCUGGCGUGCGUGACGCGAGUGCGCCCCGUGUUCAUGGUGGAUUAUGUGCACCUGCGAAGGGACCAGGUGGUGACCCUGUUGAGGGCUGCUGCCAGCCUCACGGGGGUCAGGCUGUUGGCCCUUCGAUUUGGGGAUUGCUGCUGGUUUGUGGCAAAUACAGCUGAGCUGGGGAGCAUGAUCAAUACCUGCGUCGAGUUGGGAACAUUUCCACAAUUCAUUGCCUUCGAGCGUGUUGCAGGACGUGGCCUGCUUGUGCCCAAAGUAGCAACGACACCAGAGGUGCAGUGCAUCCGUGAUCAGCUGCGCUCAACGUGCAGAUGCUUAGCGUCAGACUUGGAGGCAAGCACCUCUGCAUCCGUUGAUGCGAUCGACAUAUCAAGCUUUUGCGAGGAUGCCUUCUUUCCCACCUUGAGCGGGUGGCUGCUGGGCUACCCCGCUGUGUAUGUCUUGCUGGCCCCUGGCUUACCAGCGCAUGACCCACAGGAAGUGUCCAGGGCACUGUCGUGUGCCGAGCUUGUGUUGUUCCAGUGUCGGGUCACUUGUGGGGCGUUGGGAGAGAACAGGCCGCCAGUCAGGAAGAAAGAACCACAUGCACAUGACCCAGAUGUUCUGCUAGCUUUCACGGUCCCAAGUAUGGUGCUUAGUGACGGUGCUGCCCAAGCGAUGACUGUCUCGCUUGAGCAGGCUGUUGCGGACAGGAUCUGCAAUGCACCUUAUGGGGUCUGGGGCAAGGCAACAGUGUCCACGGAAAUUAAAGAAAACGUUGGUGUUGCACUGUGA
Messenger RNA from Ostreobium quekettii, 936 nucleotides. NCBI's taxonomy places the organism in Eukaryota, Viridiplantae, Chlorophyta, Ulvophyceae, Bryopsidales, Ostreobiaceae. The record is from the annotation of a GenBank genome assembly.